AUGGCCUUUUCCGAYUUGGCUGGAUCUAUCGCUGCAAWCGCUCCAAUCCUCAGGUUUUUACAUCACAUGUCUUAUGAAUGGAYGGCAAGUGGUACUUUGGGAAACAUUCUUUGCAAGCUUGGRCCAUUUACGCAGGACGUUUCAAUCASCGUAUCUAUUGUCAGUAUGGUUGCUAUUGGGUUUGAUCGCUUCUUUGCUGUUGUCUUUCCUAUGAGGGAAACUCCACGAGUAUUCGAGACUCGCUUUGUACUUCCUUUGAUCUGGGCUAUCGCYSUUGCAUCAUUUUCCAUCCAUUUGAUCACUUACAAWUUAGUAGUCCUUGCACCAAACGUKUAUAUCUGUCAAGUUGUCUGGCCUGAAAAUUUCGAUCACAAAAAAUCGAGUACCAUCGUUUUUUUGAUAAUUUUCGUCUUUUAUUUUGCCAUACCAUUUGUUWUCAUUGCAAUAAUUUACAUAGCUAUUGCUUACAAAAUGAAGACACAGACUGUCCCAGGACUGCAAACRGAAGAUGUGGAAAGAAAAAGACGUAGAAGGAAUCAUGGGAUUAUAAAGAUGGCAUUUACAAUCGUGAUGUGCUUCUUCGCAUGCUGGGUCCCAUACCACAUUUUAUGGUUGAUUGAGAARUUUGUAUGGAAAGACAAAUUACCAGUUUCCAUUCAACCUUWUUACGGCGUUUUAGUAGAAUCAACUAUUAUUAUUUCCUAUCUAAGCUUUUUCACAAAUCCUCUGGUUUGCAUUAUUUUCAGUAGUAAUUAUCGAAAAUGUCUUAAGAAUACAUUUCCAUUCAGUUUGUGCUGCCUGUCGAAUCGAAUUGGUAUAGUUGACACUGGAUCAAGACCAACAGACGGGACAACAGACAGUCGAACAAGAAAMAACACUAUGAYAAUGGCAGUCAUUGAGUGA
Messenger RNA from Exaiptasia diaphana, 903 nucleotides. Its product is annotated as QRFP-like peptide receptor. Lineage: Eukaryota; Metazoa; Cnidaria; Anthozoa; Actiniaria; Aiptasiidae. Gene Ontology annotation, biological process: G protein-coupled receptor signaling pathway. Gene Ontology annotation, cellular component: membrane. The coding region runs from base 1 to 903 and encodes 300 amino acids. Gene Ontology annotation, molecular function: G protein-coupled receptor activity. The record is from RefSeq and is a predicted model, not a curated record. The transcript has a single exon.